GCUGUUAACGAGAAGACCCCACACCAUCCCUUCAUAAAUCACGGAUUCAUAUAAUUAUUAAUAAUCCUUAGAAAUUCCCCUCUCUCUCUCUCGCACAAAAAGUAAAAAUCCCUAGCUUGGACAAGAUCUGAACCAUCGUCUCCUCUCAAUCUCUCUCUUUCUAUCUCAUUCUCUAUCUCUGACUGUCUCUCGCACUGCAACAAGGUCUGUGGUUCUGAUGGACAGUCUCCUGCUCGGUUUCUUCCCUUUCGCUUUGGAGUUUUGAUGUGAGAACGGGUUGUAUUGUUGAUUUCUCGCAAUUAGGGUUUAUGACGCCUAAGAAUUCAGAGACUAUGAAUGGUUCUUGGUUCUUUGACGGAAAUUUCAAUGGUGUCCCGGAUGAGUUUUUUGAUGACCUCAUUAAACGAGCUGAUUUUCCCUUGGAAGACCUGGAACCAAACAACGAAGGAGAAGAUUGGGAAGUCGAAUUCCAAAGUCUUGAACCCCCAUCUGCGAAUAUUUUGGCAAGUUUGUCCAAUGGUUUUUUUGAUGAUGGUUGCAAGGAUGAUUUUCAAGCUUCAGAAAGAUUGGUCAUUGCCACUUGAAACUGAUGUAUGGAUGAUAAGGGGGCAGUUAUGGAAGGGAAGUGAACCUAAGGCAAAACAAUGGUCUGGGACUACUGAAUCCUCUUCCCGCCUAAGCAUUCACCUCGAUAGUGAUGCUUCUGAUGAAAAACAUUCACGCGUGUUUCAUUCCUCAAGUCCAGUGUCUGUGCUUGAAAACAGCAGCUCUUCCUUGGUUGAAAAUCCCAUAUCCUAUUACCCCAAAUUUAUCCCAGUGAAACGCCCACGAAACAAGCGUCCACGGCCUUCAAACUUCAAUCCGUGUCGUAUGAUCCCUUUUAUCACCUCCACUUUCUCAGGUUCCAGAUCUCAUUCUUUGGCUGCUUUGGAGUCAGAAUCUGAAACCUAUUAUGCAGAGAAAACAUUGGAUGUUGCCAAGAAGAAACAGAAGAAGAAGAAGAACCUGACUCUGCUUUCAUGUACGUCAGAGCUUGAGAAAUCAUCUUCGCGGCGUCCAUCCUCUCAGCCACCUGGUCCAACGAGAAAAUGCACUCAUUGUGAGGUUACAAAGACCCCACAAUGGAGGGAGGGGCCACUUGGGCCAAAAACUCUUUGCAAUGCUUGUGGGGUUCGUUACAGGUCUGGUCGCCUCCUCCCAGAGUAUCGCCCUGCUGCAAGUCCAACCUUUGUCCCGUCAUUGCACUCCAACUCUCAUAAAAAGGUUGUGGAGAUGAGAACUAUAGCUUGUCAGCUGCCAAAUACAGUUGCAAGGGAGACUACAAUGGCUUCAUCUGGAUAGCACUUUGUUUAAUUCUUAUUAGGAUGACAAGCUUUGUAGUAAGGAGUUUUCCUGUUUCUCCUCUUGUAGUCUCUAUUCAAUUUUUAAGUUGAUUUGUUUCUUGUACAUUAAUCGAAUAAGAGCUAGGAGACUUAGAUGACCCCCAUAUUUGGCAGCAGGGAGCAGUCCAGAAAUUAUUUGAAGUAGCUAGAGAAUUAAAGAUGGAUGUUGGGAUGAGGGUAAUUGUGUUGUAUGCCCUAUUGUGAUGCUUGACAUGUUUUAGCCCUUUUAGGAAAAGGGAGCAAGUUGGAGAAGUCAUAGAAGUGAGGCAGUGGAGCUUAGAGGAGGAGGUAUUAGGUCUUAAAAAUAUAUGCACUAUUUGUUUAUUCUUGAAUGAUGAACUUUGUGGUUUAUUUAUAUGUUUUGUAUACUCUAUAGUUUCUUUGGUUAU
Molecule: messenger RNA, 1771 nt
Organism: Tripterygium wilfordii
Lineage: Eukaryota; Viridiplantae; Streptophyta; Magnoliopsida; Celastrales; Celastraceae
Product: GATA transcription factor 11-like
Exons: 4
Coding region: 337-1341 (334 amino acids)
Biological process (GO): regulation of DNA-templated transcription
Molecular function (GO): zinc ion binding; sequence-specific DNA binding
Source: RefSeq, a predicted model, not a curated record